Molecule: messenger RNA, 470 nt
Organism: Arabidopsis thaliana (thale cress)
Lineage: Eukaryota; Viridiplantae; Streptophyta; Magnoliopsida; Brassicales; Brassicaceae
Product: Plant thionin family protein
Exons: 1
Coding region: 64-345 (93 amino acids)
Source: RefSeq, marked reviewed
AAAUCAUCUCGUUUCACCAAAAACAUUACAAUUUAAGAUUUGCAGACUCACAAUACUUACGACAUGGCAGUUCAAGUGUCAAAGAAAAUUUGUCGUGUAUUGAUGAUUGUAAUUUUAUUUGCAAUGAUGUUUUCAGCUCAUUCCAACUCGAUAGAUGUGUGUGUCAAAAAUUGUGGCGUGAACCAGUGCAUGAAAGCAUCAAAGAAAGCGACUCCAGCUAUAUGUGACAACCCUUGCAAGAUUAUAUGUGAUCCUCUCAACAACGAGCGAUACAUCGUCCCUCGAGGUAAUGGUGGUCCUAUAAAAAGGUUCUGCAGAGCAUUUAGCUGGAUUUGUAGCGCGUAAUUGAUCGACAUUACAAAAAUUGUCUCCUUUCUUUAUGCAUAUAUUAUAUAUUUAUGUUUUUUUGUAUCAUUGUAUUGAUCCAUAUUUCAAGUACUUAUGUAUCCUUCUUCCAUAAUUUUAUUAUA